Messenger RNA from Tilletiaria anomala UBC 951, 2568 nucleotides. RefSeq lists its product as uncharacterized. Gene Ontology annotation, molecular function: protein phosphatase regulator activity. Lineage: Eukaryota; Fungi; Basidiomycota; Exobasidiomycetes; Georgefischeriales; Tilletiariaceae. The record is from RefSeq and is a predicted model, not a curated record. Gene Ontology annotation, biological process: protein dephosphorylation. Bases 125 to 2524 code for a protein of 799 amino acids. Gene Ontology annotation, cellular component: nucleus; protein phosphatase 4 complex; cytoplasm. The transcript is spliced from 3 exons.
CUUCUCGCUGGAAUCGAUGGUGAACGGCCCAAAGCCUGGAUUCGGAAGUGUUCCACCCUCUGCCGCUCCAAGCAGAGCGACAAUCAGCGCAGCGACGCAAGCUCGCAGAUCAGACCCAUGAACAAUGACACUGGAGUCGGAUCACGAGCUUCCGGCCGGCUACCAGUGGAAAGACGAAUACGUCCAAUGCAUACAGUACAUUGCCGCCAACGAUCCGGAUGACGACUACUAUCGACCCACCUCAGCCCUGAAAGCCGAUGAUGGUGCUGCAAGAGAAGCAGAAGCAGAGGCGGUGGCGGGACCGAGCCGUCUGUGUCCAGCAGGAGAGCCGCGUAUUACUUGGCCGGAACUCAAGAAUGCGCUCAAGUAUCAAUUGAGAUGCAUCAUCUUCGACGAGCAGUCCCCUUUCUCAUUGCACAACACAACGAGCUCUCUAUACCCACCGAACUUGUACGGAUGGCAGGGCAACCCGGAAGAGCUCGGUGGGUUGUCUGUAGAGGAAGGCACCAAAGCGAAGGGCAAAGGCUUCCCCAGAAAGCCUCUACCUACCCUCCACCCUGCAGCAUACAGGCUACCCUUCAACAAAGUCUUCUUCCCUCCGUAUCCGAGACAUUCGACGCUGCCCGCAGAGGAAGAAGAGCCGGCACCGCCCCAGCCGGAGCGAGCGGCGUUGCAAGAAGAGAAUGCACUCAGUCUCGACCCGGCUACAGCCUCGUUCCGCCUCAACAGUCGUUUCACUACUGCGCUGCACAGCGACGCCAGCGAGUUGGCUGCCGCUGCGAACGCGAAUGCAAAUGCGGACACUUCCGCUGCGAGGUCCAUGCCUGGCGAUGCGUCAGCAUCCACACCAGAGACGGAAGCGACGGAUGUCUCGUGGCGCUCGACAAACGCGUCCGGCACAAAGGACGGUACGUUCCAAGUGAAGCCGGCAGACGAGUCGUCCUUCUUCCCGUCCAAAGCGCCGCCGCCCGGAGAUGCCUUUGGUAGCUGGGGCAAGUCGUACGCGAGCGAAGAUGAGAUCAAGCGAGAGUAUAGGCUGCUGUGCAACAUGUUGGACGAGUUUGACGAGGUCGCGCCGCCUGGCCCCGAGCUGCCUGCACAGCAUCGCACUGGGAACGGGAGGGGCGCCGGAGCCUCCACAUUAGGAUCUGCCGCUGCGAAUGGGACCAAUCGCGCUUCAGCCUCAGCGGCGGCGUGGCCUUCGCCGCCUUUCACGGUCCAGAGGCUGUGUGAACUCAUAUUGGAGCCGCACAGACACUACACCGCCCUGCCCAAAUACAUCGCGGCCGUCAAGCGCACGCUCUCUGUGACCGCUGGGCGCAGGGACUUCCCGGCCGCGCCGCUGGACACAGCAGAGGACGAGGACAUGCUCAACAUCGAGGAUGACGCGGGUGCGGAUGCGGACACAUCAACGCUUGCUCCUGCAGUGUCCGACCAAGGACAUACAGUCACUGACCCCGCAUCAGUAGACGGCACUGCACCGGACGCAGGUACCGACACUGUCAUGCUCAAUGGCGCAGCAGCAGCCUUUCCGAGCGCUUCCUUGGCGGCGGCGUCCGCGACCGUUUCACCCUUCUCUUCUUUUACGGCGGACACACCGCGAGCACGGCGAGCCUCUUCGCACGCGCGCUCACGAAGCGGCACGCCCGCAUCGCCCUCAUUGCGCCCGCACGAGCCGUUGUGGAGUCCGAUCCCGUUCCUCUUGCGCCAAGAGGCAGAGGACAGAGAGAGAGAGAGGCUCAUUAGCGAGGAUCCUUCAGAGUGCGGCGACGAGGCAGCUGCUGGCACCAAACAUGGCUCUGCAGCCGCAGCUGGGCAACCGCAAGGCGAGAGCGAAACAAAAGCGGAUAAUGGCGGCGGCGGCGCGCUGCCAGCCAGUGACAGCGUGGAGAGCAUGGACCUGGACACUUCAAUCGCAGAUGUAACGCAAGAACAUUCCGCUACAGCUCUACCUUCAGAUGCGGACAACAGCGGGCGGGAACUCGCCGCACCUGCUGCUGCGCACACAGAGCGAUCGAAGUUAGGGUCUGCCGCCAUAACAUCCGCCGCCGCCGUGCAGCCGCAGGAUCCCUCCAGCACAGUGGCACCCGCCUCGGCACUGUCAACAACAUUAGCACAUCUGCUCUCGCCCACCUCGACGCUCGCUGACCCGAUAGCAGGCUCGCAGCAGCCGCUUGGUGUGCCAGACGGGCGCGUGGACGAGCUGGACGAUGCGCUCUGGCGCGGGAAGAGCAAGACCGGUCUCCCUCGUUUGGAUGCGGAGAUGCAGCCGAUCAGCGUGACGACCACUGGCACUGCGCUUGCGGGCGGCCCGCCAGCCAGAGGCGGUACAGGGGUGGAAGAUGCCGGGCGCCAGGUGCAGGGGGAAGGGAAUGCGGAGAGCGAAAGUAGGCAACUGAAGCGGCUCAAGAGUGAAGACAGCGUCAAGCUAGCUACAGCUGCUGACGCACAGGCUGCUGCGCCAAGUGCAGCAAACCCUGAGGCAAAGUCAGGUGCGCAGGUAAAGGCAGAGGGGCAUGCUUGACCUGGCUCAUGUAUCAGAAGCAUUUAGCAAAUCUUGCUUUGGCA